Messenger RNA from Cladocopium goreaui, 3531 nucleotides. The record is from the annotation of a GenBank genome assembly. Lineage: Eukaryota; Dinophyceae; Suessiales; Symbiodiniaceae.
AUGAUCCAUUGGUGUCCCCAGUCUGGUGCCAGGCUCGCCGAGUUUGUGAUUGACCUGGGUGAGUCGUCUUCCAGCGUCGAUGAUUUUGAGGCCAAGCUUCAGGAGAAUGGAGCAGCGGCUUCCGGCCCUUUCUGCCAAAGGCUGUUAGAGCUCAUUCAAAAACUGGGUGGGCCACAAAAGCCUGGACAAGCAGAUGCCAAGGGCGGACCCAAUGCGAAGGCCUCCAACGAAGCCUUAGCACUCGCAACCAAGGAGAUCGCUAAGGAUAGAAAAGUGGAGAGGCGAGAAAGAAGUCGUAGUCGGCAAAAAGAUACCCAGGAGAAAGACAAGAAAGAAAAGAAAAAGGAUCUGCGAGGACCUGUAGAGCUCUACGGAAUCUACAAGGGUCAGGUUUCACGGCUCAUGGAGUACGGUGCCUUCAUUUCCUUCGAGACCUCCGAAGGAAGAAGAGAAGGAUUGGCUCACUUGAGCGAAGUCUCUCGGGAGACAAGAAACGUGAGUCGAGCAGCAGACCAUUUGAAAAGGAAUCAAGAGUGCUUCGUGAAAAUCAUAGGUAUUGCAGGGACGAAGCUCAACCUCUCUCUCCGCGAAGUGGACCAAGAGACGGGUGAGGACUUGAAGGUGCGGAAGGUGAAAGGUGGCGAAGAGCCCGACGAGAAGGAUGCAUCCAAUCCAAUGCGAAAGAAGAGGAUGGAGGAGAAUGCAAAGUACGGCAAGGUCACCGGCAUUAGGCUGGACUAUGCCGACAACGAUUCGGAGAGGACCUGGGGUGUGAUGCAGAUCUUGAAGAAGCUUCGGCAAAAGAAAAAGCUGAACGAGUACGAGAUGUGGGAGGCGCAACAGCUCCAAGCCUCCGGUGUCAUUGAGCAGCACGAACGCCUGGAUUGUGACGAGGACACGAUGGUGGAGAUUUGUCGACCUACCCAUGAGAAGGGCCUUUUGGCUGACAGCGACAUCGAGGAAGACUUCGAGAUUGAGCUCCAAGAAAAGGAGCCUGUCUUCCUCCGUGGUCAAACCACAAAAGCUGGAGUUCGACUGUCACCUAUCCAGGUCGUCAAGGAGCCCGAUGGCAGCUUGGCACGGGCCGCUUCCACGGCACAAGCCUUGGCCACAGAAAGACGUGAGGCAAGGGAGGCCAUGCAGCAGAGCUUGCUGGACGCUAUUCCGAAGGAUAUGGGCAGACCGUGGGAGGAUCCGAAGCCUGAAGCAGGUGAGCGAACCAUCGCGCAAGCCUUGAGAGGCCUUGGACAGACCUCCUACGAGUUGCCGGAGUGGAAGAAGCUGUAUAUCGGCAAAUCCGUUUCCUACGGACAGAAGUCGGUGAAGCCGAUCAAAGAGCAGCGAGAGUCACUUCCAAUUUUCAAGCUGCGGAAUGAGCUUCUUCAAGCCAUCCACGACAAUCAGGUGUUGAUCGUCAUUGGAGAGACUGGAAGUGGGAAGACUACUCAGAUCACUCAGUACAUGGCCGAAGCUGGCUACACCUCCAGAGGCAUGAUUGGUUGCACCCAGCCUCGACGAGUAGCUGCCAUGUCGGUGGCAAAGCGUGUCUCGGAAGAGUACGGUUGUCGCCUGGGUCAAGAGGUUGGUUAUGCCAUCCGAUUUGAGGACCAGACUGGUCCAGACACUUUGAUCAAGUACAUGACGGAUGGUAUGCUUUUGCGCGAGAUCCUCUCAGAUGAUGAGGUCAGCAAGUAUGCUGUGAUCAUGCUGGACGAAGCGCAUGAAAGGACCAUCUCAACAGAUGUUCUCUUCGGAUUGUUGAAGGCUGCAGUGAAGAAAAGAAAGGAGCUGAAGCUGAUUGUCACUUCAGCGACUCUGGAUGCGGAGAAAUUCUCCACCUACUUCUUCAACUCGCACAUUUUCACCAUUCCGGGCAGGACCUUCCCUGUGGAAAUCCUCUACUCCAAGGACCCGGAGCAGGACUACGUGGAAGCUGCCCUGAUGACUGUCUUACAGAUCCAUCUCACCGAGCCGUCCGGUGACAUUUUGGUCUUCCUCACGGGUCAGGAGGAGAUUGACACUGCAUGUCAAGUCCUGCAUGAACGAAUGCAGAAGUUGGAGGCGAUGAGCCCGCCGCCUUUGAUUAUUCUUCCUGUGUACAGUGCAUUGCCUUCGGAGAUGCAGACCAUGAUCUUUGAGCCACCACCUCCUGGAUGUCGAAAAUGUAUUGUGGCCACGAACAUUGCCGAGGCAUCUUUGACCAUUGAUGGCAUUUUCUUCGUGGUUGAUCCAGGGAUGGCAAAGGUUAAGAUGUACAAUUCCAAGACAGGCAUGGACUCCUUGCUUAUCACGCCAGUGAGCCAGGCAAAUGCCCGGCAACGCUCCGGCCGAGCUGGCCGGACUGGUCCAGGCAAGUGUUAUCGCCUCUACACCGAGUUGGCGUACCGCAACGAGAUGUUGCCCACCGCUGUGCCGGAAAUCCAGAGGACCAACCUGUCCAACACCGUUUUGUUGCUGAAGGCCAUGGGCAUCCAAGACAUGUUGAGCUUUGACUUCAUGGACUCUCCGCCUGUGGAGACCUUGAUCAACGCUUUGGAGUCACUGUGGACCUUGGGAUCAUUGGACGAUGAAGGCAUGUUGACAGACUUGGGCCGAAAGAUGGCUGAGUUCCCUAUGGAGCCAGCCCUGUCAAAGAUGCUGCUAACUUCUGUUGACUUGAGGUGUAGUGAUGAGAUCAUGACAAUUGUUGCCAUGCUCUCAGUACAGAAUGUCUUCUACCGACCAAAGGACAAGCAGGCCAUGGCAGAUCAGAAGAAGUCCAAAUUUCAUCAGCCGGAAGGCGAUCAUUGCACGCUGCUUGAAGUCUACAAGACUUGGGCACACAAUCGCUUUUCCAACCCCUGGUGUUACGAAAACUUCAUCCAGGCUCGCGCUCUGCGACGGUCACAGGACGUGCGAAAGCAGUUGAUCACAUUGAUGGAUCGCUACAAGUUUGAGAUCGUAUCCUGUGGCAACGACUACAAUCGAAUUAGGAGAUGCAUCACAGCAGGCUACUUCGGCAAUGCCAGCAGAAGAGAUCCACAAGAAGGGUACAGAACCCUGACAGACCAUAAUCAGGUCUACAUCCAUCCAGCAUCUGCGCUGUACCAGCGAAACCCUGAGUGGAUUGUCUACCACGAGCUGGUGUUGACCAGUAAGGAGUACUUGCGAGAAUGCUCCACUAUUGAACCGCAGUGGUUGCCAGAGUUGGCUCCAAACCUCUUCCAGCGGGCAGAUCCCACGAAGCUGUCCAAGCGGAAGAUGCGCGAGCGUAUUGAGCCGCUCUACAACCGCUUCGAGCAGCCGAAUGCCUGGCGAUUAUCUCGCCGCCGUGGCUGAGGGUUCUUUGUGCGAUAUUUGUUUGGUCUCUUUGCAAAAUCAGCGUUUGAGAAUCCUCAGAUUUCCAGAAGGAUUAGUCUCAGCUGCUUGGUCCAGCUGAGAGUCACUGGGUUGCUCCUUUGCAGAGUUACCAGUGCCAUCCAGUGCCCAUUCACUGGAGCAAAUCAGUGAAGAGCAAGCUUAACAAGCUGCGAGACCAAAAAAAGACCAAAA